Messenger RNA from Phalaenopsis equestris, 1194 nucleotides. RefSeq names its product vacuolar protein sorting-associated protein 22 homolog 1. Gene Ontology annotation, biological process: protein transport to vacuole involved in ubiquitin-dependent protein catabolic process via the multivesicular body sorting pathway. NCBI's taxonomy places the organism in Eukaryota, Viridiplantae, Streptophyta, Magnoliopsida, Asparagales, Orchidaceae. Gene Ontology annotation, cellular component: ESCRT II complex. The record is from RefSeq and is a predicted model, not a curated record.
ACCGAACCCCCCGCCGACGUCCUCCCUUCCCCCGGAGCUUCUACCCGAUUUUUUUUUCUGGUGAAAACCUCGGCCGUUCUCCCCGUCUCGGUCAACCGCAAGCACGAGUCGCCUGCUCUCGCCGGAGACGUCCUGUCGGUCCUACUAGACGCCGGAGUCCUGCUUCAGCUGGCCCUCGCUCCCUAUCACGCGGAGCCCUAGCCUUCGCGCUUCCUUCAGUGCUAACGACCGCAGCCCCCUUUCGUCGGCUUCCACUCCCGCCGGCAAAGCCUCCUCUGCCGGCGAAGCCUCUGUCAGCAAACUUCCUGCCGCGGCCUCCUUUGCCAGCAGGACCUUGGGCAGAGCUUAUCCCCUCUUACCCACUUUCUUUUUGUGACGCCGACGGAUGUUCUAGCACACCAUCUACCGAAGCAUCUCGUUGGCCCUCAUUCCUUUGUGGUUGGAAACCUCGCAGCGUGAAAAAGUGUGGACUUCCUUUCUCUUUUCGAGGAGAGCUUCAUCCUGGACUUCACCGAACGACGAACAACCAACGCUACGUUGGAGAUUGAAGCCUUCUAUACUGCCUUCCCUACCAGCAUACUUGAAAAAAUCUCAGCAACACUUUUAGAGUAACAAAGGCAUCGAGCAAGCAACAUGAGGAGAAGGCCUGGAAUUGCUGGUUUACAGACAGCUGCUGCUGCUCGUGAUCAAUACAGGCUGCUUGGAGAAAAUGUUGCUAAGGUCAGAGCAGAUCUCAUGAAAGAGCAGCUUGCAACGUUUAGAUCCCAAUUGGAAGAGUUUGCUCAGAAGCACAAGAAUGACAUUCGUAAAAAUCCUACUUUUAGAUCGCAGUUCCAUGAGAUGUGUGCUAAAAUUGGAGUCGAUCCCCUUGCCUCCAACAAGGGAUUUUGGGCAGAGUUACUUGGAAUCGGUGACUUUUAUUAUGAACUUGGCGUACAAAUCGUUGAAAUUUGCUUGGCUACUAGAUCACAUAAUGGAGGCUUGAUCAAUUUGCAAGAGCUUUGCAGUCUACUCUCCCAACGAAGAAAGACUGCUCGAGAAGCAAUAUCUGAAGAUGAUUGUCUGCGUGCCAUUAGUAAACUGAAGGUCCUCGGUAGUGGUUUUGAGGUCAUCUCGAUUGGGAGGAAGAAACUUGUUCGAUCAGUUCCCACCGAGUUAAAUAAAGAUCAUAAUGAGAUUCUGGAACUCGCUCAG